AUGUUCAGCUAUAGAAAAUCUCAAUUAAUAGAUCUUUGUAAAGCUAUGAAAUGGUAUACGGUGGUCGUGGAUUUUUGGACAGAUGCUCAUUCAGGUGUACAAUUUUGUGGAAUUGCACUUCAUCAUGUAACUUCUCGACUAGAAUUACAAGAUUGGAUUCUUGGUUGUUAUCCCUAUGAUUGUGAAAAUCAUAGUGCUCUUCAAGUACGACAAUUCGUCAAUUCUAAAUUAUCCGAAUUUCAUUUGAAGCUCGAUAAUGAAAUAUUUGUGGUCACUGAUAAUAAAAAUUGCAUGAAGGCAGCAUUUAAAGAAUCAUGUUCAAGAAUUGGUUGUUCAAUACAUUAUUUGAAUAAGCAACUGGAACAUGCAUUUAUGACAAAAGAAAUUGACAAAGUCAAAGUUAAUUGUAAUGUAGCUCAAGAAAUGUUUUCAAAUAUUAGGAAAAUUGUAGCUCAUAUGACUAGAUCUCAUAAACAAUGUAAAUUAUCUCAUAAAAUUAAAUCUUAUUCAGAAACAAGAUUUAAUAGAGCUUUUAUUACAAUGGAUAUAUUUUUACUCGUAUUCGAUGAAUUGAUCACUGUGUUGGAUUCGAGUUUUGUAAAUCAUUAUUUAUCAAUUGAUAAAGAAUUAUUACAAUGCAUUUGUUCAUUUUUAAAGUCAUUUGAAGCAGUAAUUGAAGAAUUAAGUAAUGAUACUGUUCCAACAAUUCAUAAAGUUUUACCUUUACGAGAAUAUUUGCUAAAUCAUUGUCGACUUAAUCCUGAUGAUAAUGAUGGUGUGAAAGAAAUUAAAAUAUUCUUAGGUAUUUCACUGAUCCCACCGCCUUAG
This is a messenger RNA of Rotaria sp. Silwood2, 828 nucleotides long. NCBI's taxonomy places the organism in Eukaryota, Metazoa, Rotifera, Eurotatoria, Philodinida, Philodinidae. The record is from the annotation of a GenBank genome assembly.